This is a messenger RNA of Amoebophrya sp. A25, 2676 nucleotides long. The record is from the annotation of a GenBank genome assembly. NCBI's taxonomy places the organism in Eukaryota, Dinophyceae, Syndiniales, Amoebophryaceae.
GCGGAAAAGGAAGAACGCCUCCGCCUUGAACAGUUCCAGUUAAGGCUUGUCAGCAUAGUACUUCAUUCAUCUUUAGCGACAGGAUAAGGAUACUGUUUAACUUGUCUCAGUCAGAAUGAUGAGGGAAUCCUUCUUGAAUAUCUCAGAAGAUUCUUGUUUCUACUAUGGUGCUAUUGCUUCUGGGGUAGAAGAGAACAUUUUUGCUGAGAAUACAAAUACAAAAACUCUGCUGGCUCCUGUAGUACAAUGAAUGGAUGAAUCAAUGAGAGUCCUCUAAUCCAGUUGGCAGCGUUGAUCUUGGUGAAAGAGCGACUUCAGCGGCAGUUCAUGCGCGAGCUUGGUUUGGAAUCGGAUCAGAUUUUCUUAACGAUGCUCGGCUACAGUGCUCUCUUCAUACUGAUAUUCCUCUUCUUUUAUGGCGCACAAAGAAAAAGAAACCGGUUAGUUUUCCCCCAUACCCUAGAUUUAUCCCAACAAACACAAUCUAUCGCAUCAAUCAUAGUUGAUUACUCUCGUGUGAGCUGUGAAGCUGAGGGUGAGUGUGUAGUUGCCUGUAUCUGUAUGAGAGACCACUGUUAGUGGGUAUCUUUCAGGCUCAACAAUGUUAGUAGGUAUCUUGCUCUAAACGGUUGUUUGGCUCCAUGUCGUCAUCCUCCCUACGAGUUUCUUUUUCUUCUAGAUAGACGGUCGGUGAAUAAUUAACAUCAAAAACCACAAAGUAGAUUUCUAAUUUUCGCUGCUCGUGUUGCAGAGUUUCGGUCCGGGUCAUAGUUUGAUCACGACUUCGGUCCAGGUCUUUUUCGCAGCUUUCGUUACCUUCAGUGUGGACCGGCUCAGCAGCGAGGGAAUCAACUUGCCGACUUAUCUAUUAAGGCAACUGUUACGACUUAUCUAUGUCUAUUAGGGUCGUGAUAUCAACAUCGAUUGGGGUUGCUUAGCGCGCGGCCAUCUGGCUAUAAUCAUACUACUGGCAACAAGGCUAUGCCUUGUCCUUAAUCAGUCAAAAACCUAGUUCCUUUGCAACUAUUAAGGCCACUGCUACGACUCCGUCUACGACCCUAAGGAAAAACUCCUUUACGCUUUCGCCUACAAGGACUGCUAGCUACAGCUAUUCCUUUGUCACAACCUUAUUUUUUUUUUCGUUUUUUGGAAUCUCCAAACGGACCACGCCCUUCGGGAACGAUGUAGCCAAUGGAGGGCUGAGCAGCUAAACCACAACUCGGCGCUCCCGUCCCAGGGAUAGCGAAGGGUGGACUCGAUAAGCGCCGCCAGAGGAGUCCCAACCCUUGGGAGGCUCCGAUCGGAGGUGCCUUGGAGGGGUGUCAAAAAGGGGGACAAAAAGGCGUCACUUGUACCCCCCAAACAAGGGGGCACAAAGGGCGACACUUUUGGGGCCAAAAGUGUCGCCUAAAGGCACCCCCUAGACCCCACUAGGCAGGACCGUUUCGGUCCUCGUAAAAAGGGUCGACGUUUUAUUUUCAAAAAUGGGGUGCAAAAUGCACCCCAUUUGUGUCGACCCUUUUUUGGCCAAAAAGUCCCCCAUUUGAAGUGCUUCAGCUGAGGGUCUCCAAAGGGCUCGGGACCCUCCAGACGUGUUCGUAGCGUGUUCGUCUCGGUGUCGCCGUUGGAAGCGUGCCGUUCCCCAGAUUGCCAAUCCAGCAGCUUGGAUGCCUAGCUGGGACAUGCGCUGGCGGGCGCAUCUUUAGGUAGCCAAAAUAAAAAAAAGAAUGACGUUGCGCAACGAGGAAAAUCCUGGUCUAAUUGUGCCUCUUGUUUUAUUUCUCUCCAUAGAUUUGCGCUCGGUUUGAUUUACUUUCCAUAGGGUCUAGUAUCAGAGACACUCUUAAAUACAAAUCUCCAUGCGCAUGCUCAUCUGAGGCAUGAGAGUUUUGUGAACAAAUCGAUUGUAUUUGAUCUUGUCAGCAAUUGUCUACCCUCCAUAGGCAUCGUGGCUAGUAGGUACUGCAGAUGCACUUAAACAACUCUCCUUGGGGAGAUCUAAUGUAAGGCAAAUUGAAGGCAGUGGUGAAGAAAUCCGUGAGGGUUAUGCACUAGCUCAUCUGCUGCUGGAGGAGAUAAGAGCAUUGGGCUAGUACGACAACCUGCUGUGCGUGUACGUCAAGAAGAAAGAUGGGACGCAGAUGCCAGUAGGCGCUGUUGUACGAGAGGAAGACAAGAGGAGACUUCUACAAAGAUGUGCAUAGUGCUAUUGUUUUGAAGAAUAAGACCACUCAACAGGACUCAGUUGUGCAAAAACUUCUUUUUGAGGUUGCCAUGUAUUCAUCAUCGUGAUUGAGUUGAGCAUCAAAAUUUGUAUCACUCGGCAAAAAAUCGCAAUCAUCACUCGCUUGUUCCUUGUAAAGUAAUAAAUUUCGCGACGGCUUCUACUAAGCUACAUGAUGAAAUGCAUAAAUGAUAGAUAACGAUCACAAAUUUUAAUACAAUGUCUAUCCUAUGUUGACGCGUAUCUUCAUCUACUUGCCGUAUAUCCACUUCAAUGGAAAAACGAAGAUAGAGACGGAUCAUCCUCGGUGUCAUUCUAGCUACUAAGCAAGAAGUUGCUGAUAAGAUGUUACUACGUCUAUAUCACCAAAGACCUGUUGUACUACUUGUAUAUUAACCUGCUUGGCAAAAGGUGUGGCUACAACUUCGCAUAUCAUAUCGCCAAAGUUGUAG